AUGGCCACGGUAGGCGUGGAGCUUGCACUAGGUACUUCUGUGCACACAAGACCGGCUUUCUUAACCUGAUGGCAGUUGCCUCCGCUGUCACUAGCAGAUAUUGACCCAGUGGCUUAGGGUAGUUCGGUUGGAUCUUAUAAAUUGUAAAGAGAGCUGCUUUGGGCUCCACUCGGUGUCCGGAUUCAACAAUGUGUGCGGGAAUAAUGCUAUUUAUCGCGACUUUGGAGUGUACGGGUGUCCAGUUAUAGGUCGUAGCAGGUCGUUCACUUGCUUGCAGGUGUAGAAUACGCCUAGCGCCCACUUACUGGUACCCAACUCUCAUAUUUGGCUCCCAGAAGCUAGGGUCUGCCUAACGGCCACAUCCCGGUAACCGUCUCGACCGGCGGGCUAAACGAGGUGAGGGUAGCCGUAUGUGCAUCUCCCCACUCCCACCAUCGCUGGACGGACGGAUCACCGCCUCGGUUCCUCUGAGAUGAGGCUUCGUCUGCAACCCCACUGGAGGCCACAAGUCAAGUGCCGCCCAAGUAGGUCGAAUAUUGCUUUGUUGUCUUCGUUUUUUUGCUUUUUCUUGUUUGCCUGUCUUUUUCUUAUUUGCCUGUUUUUGUUCUUGUCGUUAGCUAAAUACCGUCUUUUGAAUUUUUCUACUCAGCGUUUAUACUUCGGCAACCAGUUAACUUAGAGAGGGACGAGAAACUCUGAUUCCUGUCUCCCUACCCUUUCCCCCACCUUCCGCCUCCCCCCACUCAAAAGUCCCCCAAAGUGGACAUCACCGCACUCAGCGAAACCCGGUUCUCCGAACAAGGCCAACCGCUGGAGGUGAGUGCCGGCUACACCUUCUUCUUGAGCGAUCGCCCCAGGACAGAGCGAUGAGCCGCGGAGGUCACUUUUGCCAUCCGUGACGACAUCGUGGGACGACUGCCCUGUCUACUGCGGGACAUCAACGAUCGUCUGAUGAGACACAGCCUGCCUCCCCGGGAAGAGAAAUUCGCCACCAUUGACAGUGUCAACGCUUCCCCGAUGACCAGCCCGGCGAGGUGAGGAACAAAUUCUACGAGAAUCUGCACAACCUCCUGGCGACUGUGCCGAAGGCGGAUAAGUUGAUUGUUCUUGGUGACUUCAACGCCCGCGUCGACAGAGACCAUGCUGCCGCGAGAGGAACACUGGCUACCCAUGGUUUCAACGGCUCCAACGACAAUGGCCUGCUCCUCCUACGAACCUGCGCAGAAUACCGACUCAUCCUGACGAACACCAUCUUCUGCCUGCCGAUGCUAAAGAAGGCCACCCCGGAUGCAUCCUCGGUCGCGACACUGACGCCUGCUGGACUAUGUCCUCUUCCGGAGGCGAGACCAGCAGGAUGUGCUGGUGACAAAAGCGAUUCUGGCUGUCGACGGGCGGAUCGGCCAUCGUCUUGUCUUCUUAAAGAUGCAGAUUCGCCUACGGUCUCAAAGGAAACCUCAAGGUAGGCGGCCCCCGGGUAAGCUGAAUAUUGCUUUCGUAUCUUUGUCUGCUCAACGGCUAGACAACCUUCCGCGCGGUCGCCUACGAGAACGCCUCCGUGGUGGCGUCAACUGCGAGAUACGGUCCAGUCGACGGCGCUGGCCGUCCUCGGUCGCGCACGCCGCCAACAUCAGGACUGGUUCGAUGACAAUGACGUCGCUAUUAGCAAAUUACUCGCCGAGAAGAACCGUCUGCACAAAGACUACGUCAGUCGCCCCACUGACGACAACAGAACGGCCUUCUACCGUAGUCGCAGCGUUGUACAACAGAGGCUGCGGGAGAUGCAGGAGGUCUGGACGGUUCGCAAGGCUGAGGAGAUCGAAGGAUAGGCGGACCGCAACGAAUGGUAAAACUUCGCCGCGACCAAAGCUCUCUACGGUCCAACAGCCAAAGGUACUGCACCUCUCCUCAGCGUCGACAGCAAUACUCUCCUCACCGAUAAGACACACAUUCUGCAGCCAUAGGCCGAACACUUCAGAGGCGUCCUCAACCGUCCCUCCACAAUCUCCGAUGUCGCCACUGCCCGUCUGUCUCAAGUGGAGACCAACGCCAACCCCGACCUACCGCUCUCUCUCUCCGCGAAACCAUCAGGACCGUGCAACAGCUCUCCAGCGGGAAAGCGCCCCGAUCGGACGCGAUCCCUGCUAAGUUCUCCAAGCCCGGUGACCCCUAAAUUAUGGGACAUCUGACAGCGCUCUUCCAGGAGAUGUGGCGUCAAAAGAAGUCCGCAGGAUUUUAAGAACGCCACAAUCGUCCAUCUCCGCAAGCGUAGAGGUAAUAGUCAGCUCUGCGACAAGCGCCUGAACAACCAUCUGGAACAGGGUCUCCUGUCGGAUCCCGCUUCGCGUACCACGCUCUCAUGUGGGUGGUCCGAAUCUCACGUCAAUUGGUAUGCCCUAAAAUCCACAUUAAGAAAGAUUCAUUGCGGCCUGACUCUCAGUCCCCCAGUCACUCUAAAAUACUCCCAUGGGGUUGAGUUAUCCUGUAAGUUGGCAGCCUUCUAGGCCACCACCCUUAGCGCGUUGUGAUGACUCCGGCACUUGCCGCAGGGAUGGAUUUCUCAGUGUCGGCCUCCACUCUUCCUUCCCUAGCCCAGGUACCAGUCGACUGUCCGAGCCUCUUAGCCAGCUAGCGAUUGGACUGGGCCCAGUAGCUCGCAGAGUUAGACGGUUCGUGCACGCAUGUCACAUGUAAUCUGGUCAUCACUUCAUGCGCAGGAAACGCCAAAGACCCAGCUUCGCACUUACACGAGGCGAGCAUAUGUUGACAUGGGACAUUGCACACACCCUACCGGCUAUGACGAAUCGGAUUACAUACAGUGCACGACCUAUCUCAUGAAACCUGAUGACAGAAACUGAUAUGAGAAUUUUCGGACGUCUUAAACGCUGCGCGUUUUGCUCGAUCGUUCAGCCUCUUUGAGGAAAUGUCCUUUUCUUGCGCAGAAAAUGUGUCCACGUAAUUUUAUCAAGCAAAAAGUUCAUAAAUUUGAGCGAAAAUGGACGUUGCGAUAUAUUCGGGCCGUUUCUUAUGCUAGCGUCCGUCCUAAGAGGUGAGUUACCCAUCCUCGAAGAUUCUACUAAACAGAGCUCUCCGCGUUUGAAAAGUGAUUUUCUGUCCGAUGUUAGCCAUGGGAAUCAGUUUGAUAACACAAGUUAUUUUUGGGGAACCAGAUGGUUUAUCGAUUUUUAGAAGUCAGAUCAGCAAAUCUGUGCCAUCUGGUGCCCUAAAGUGCAGCAAUAACGCACACAGGCAAUCCUUCGUCUAAAUGGGCCGGAAAUUUUUUGCCCAGAAAUGAGUUCCACCGAAUAGUCAUUUUCAGUCUCGAACAUAUGAAGUAGUACUUUUCGUGCUCACCACUCAUAAUAGCAGCAGCAGCAGCAGCAGCAGCAGCAGCAGCAGCAGCAGCAGCAGCAGCAGCAGCAGCAGCAGCAGCAGCAGCAGCAGCAGCAGCAGCAGCAGCAGCAGCAGCAGCAGCAGCAGCAGCAGCAGCAGCAGCAGCAGCAGCAGCAGCAGCAGCAGCAGCAGCGGCAGCAGCAGCAGCAGCAGGGAGGCCUCAUUACUCCAGACUACCUCCCAUAA
Molecule: messenger RNA, 3576 nt
Organism: Spirometra erinaceieuropaei
Lineage: Eukaryota; Metazoa; Platyhelminthes; Cestoda; Diphyllobothriidea; Diphyllobothriidae
Source: the annotation of a GenBank genome assembly